GACAGCUCUGCGGUUCCUUCCUUCGAUGCCAUUUCUGACUUAUGGGUCGGACUCUAGCUUUUUUUAUGGGACUUGCAGAGAUGCCAAGACCGCAUUGCAGGUCGUGGUGGCUCACGACAGCCCUGCCAGAACUGAAGGUGUCAUAGGAACUUCGGAAUCUGCCUUUGAAGCAGUGUUGAAGUCAGACCAUUGGUCCGUCUAGCUCAGGAAUCCCUUGAUUUCCACUGGCUUUCCAGGAUUUCAGCAGCAGCCGCAGCCGCAGCCGCGCGCCAGCAGCCCGGUGCUGAUCCUGACGGUCUGCGCGGCGGGGGUCGGAGGCACCUUCCAGUACGGCUACAACCUGACGGUCAUCAACGCCCCCACCCCGGGUGGCGUGCCUUCUUUUGCUUAUCACCACAACAUUCCUGCGAGGUAGGUUAGGCUGGGAGAGAAGUGACUGACCCAGAGUCAGCCAGUGUGAUGUUCGUGGCCGAGUGGCGAUUUGAACUCAGGGUCUCCCUGGUCCUAGUCCGGAACUCUAACCACGACACCAUUCAGGAUCCCAGGCAACAUGUGUGAUUGCCCAGCCUUAGUGGACCAUGGCGACAACCCUGUGAGGUAGGCCAGGCGGAAAGCCGAUGACUGGCCCAAGGUCACUUGGGAAGAGGGGAUUUGAACUCGGGUCCAAGCCGAGCUCUUGCCGCAUUGGGAGAUGUGACCCCAGCAGGAUGGAUGAGUUGCUCUUCAGGGUGCUGGAGCCCCUGCAGCAAGCUCUCCAUCCGCUCUCUGUCACAUGUUGCAGUAUAUCCAGACCUUCAUGAACAAGACAUGGCUGGAGCGUACCGGCAGGCCCUUGGAGGGGAGGGCUGCUGCCCUGAUCUGGUCUUUCAUCGUCUCCGUCUUCUCCUUGGGGGGCCUCGCAGGAGCCCUUCUGGCAGGACCCAUGGCCAUUAAGCUGGGAAGGAAGAAGUCGUUGCUGCUGAACAACCUGUUUGUGGUCCUCGCGGCCUUCUUGGUGGGCUUCAGCCGGAUGGCCGGGUCCUUUGAAAUGAUCAUGCUGAGCAGGUUUUUGGCAGGAAUCAAUGCUGGGGUGGGCAUGAACGUCCAGCCCAUGUACUUGGGGGAAAGUGCCCCCAAGGAGUUCCGGGGGGCCGUCGCUUUGACGUCUGCAUCUUUCACAGCCCUUGGACUGGUCCUGGGACAGACCGUUGGACUCCGAGAGCUCUUGGGGGCAGAGGAGAACUGGCCCCUCCUCCUCGCCAGCAACGUGGUGCCUGGUCUCAUCCAGCUGGUGCUUCUGCCCUGGGCCCCCGAAAGCCCCCGGUACUUGCUGAUUGACCGAGGAGACGAGGCCUCUUGCAUCUCUGCGCUGCGGAGGUUGCGGGGCAGCGACGACCUGAGUGCGGAGAUGAAAGAGAUGCUGGCUGAACAAGCCGCCACCCAAGGAGAGGCGGCCAAGGCCCCCUGGGACCUCUUCCGGAACCGGGCCGUGCGGUGGCAACUCAUCACCAUCGUGGUGCUCAGCAGUGCUAUGCAGCUCUGUGGCAACGACUCAAUGUACUUCUAUGCGACUUACAUCUUCCAAGAGGCUGGGAUUCCAUCGGACCAAAUCCCGUAUAUCAUCAUUGGCACGGGGAGCUGUGAGCUGAUCACGUCGGUGACUUGUAACCUCCUCAUCGAGCGUGCCGGACGGAGGGUGCUGGUGAUUGGGGGCUACAGCCUUAUGGCCAUCUGGGCCGUAGUUUUCAUGGUGGCCCUGGCUCUCCAGGACCGUUUCCUCUGGAUGCCCUACCUGAGCAUGGCGUGCCUCUUUGCCUACAUCCUGAGCUUUGGCAUCGGACCUGCUGGAGUGACAGGAGUGAUCCCCACUGAGCUCUUCGAUCAGCUGACCCGCCCAGCUGCCUACAUGAUCUGUGGCUCUCUGCUCUGGAGCAACCUCUUCGUGGUGGGCAUGGCCUUCCCCUUCAUCGUGGAAGGCCUUGGCUAUUUCUGCUAUCUUCCUUUCCUCACCGUUUGUGUCUGCACUGCUCUCUAUGUGGGUUUCUUCCUUCCUGAGACGCAGGGAAAGACCUUCCUGGAAAUCUCAGAAGAGUUCAACAAGCGCAACUUCCCAGCAAAGGCUCGAGAGAAUUCUUGGACAGACCUUGAAGAAACCAAAUCAACUAUGUUGUAGCCUCCGAGCACAGGAGAACAGCCGGCAGAACAGAAAAGGAAAUGCCCUCAGACCCCCGCCCUCCUGGGUAGGGGAUUGAAACCAGAGCAGAAGUAACUCUGGAGGCAUUAAAUCGGUACUCAGCUUCUCGAACACUGAGUUCGUGUGAGCAAAACCCUCCUCAAACCAAAUAUUGUCUAUGGAAAUGUUCACUCCAAAAUUCAGUUUUGAAAUCCUGGGAUUUGUUUGUUUUAACAGAAAAUAUGUGUCUCUUCAGUUGGGGUAGCUUUUAAUGCUGAGAACAUAUUCCAAUGAAGACACAUUCCAGGUCUGGUGACCUGACUUUCAACCCAAAGAAGCAAUUUCUAAAGCUUUAACUAUCGGCAAUUUUUGCAGAAAGUGGUGUGCUCUUAUAGCAAUUGUGGGCAUGAUUUCCUAGGUGCUUCAGUAUACCUGACUAUUCCUGAAGCAAAUUUGUGAAAAACUGCUCCAUCCUGGUGAUCUCCAAUUCCAAAAUGUGCACCUUCAAUCUGAGUUUCAAAUUGUGUACAUGGCAAAGUCCAAACGGAUGUGAAAUUCCAUCUUUGGCGUAGCUGAGAUUGGAUGGCGUUCUGAGUCUGCGGCAAUGUCUUUGGUUGAGCCUACGCAACUUUGGCCCUCCAGCUAUUUUGGGACUACAACUCCCAUCAUCCCCAGCCACCGUGGCCAAUAGUCUCUUUAUAUUAAGCAGGGGGAGAGCAACUGGCCCUAUUCAACCCCAGCACAGCAUCCCUUCAGUGGCUGCUCCUGGCUGGUGGCUACCUUGUGUUUUCUUUUUAGAUUGUGAACCCUUUUGGGAGCCUGUCUCUGUAAACCCCUUGGAGAACUUUCUCUUGAAAGGCAGUAUACUGUCUAAAUAAUAGUAUUAGUAGUCAUGGCUGAUGGGAGUCGUAGCCCAGCAUCUGCAAGAGGGUCAAAUUUGUGCAUCCCUGGUUGAGGUUGUGCAGCUGAGGACCAGCAGAGAAGGAAGAAGACCAAUAGGUCUCCCUGAGAACCCCUUGACUGCUAAAGAGAGUCCCUGUGCCAUCUGGCUGGUGAUAACUUCUGGCCGGAUCCGGCACUGUGCUGCUUAUGCCCUCAUGACAAAUGCACUGUUCACCCUGCCUCUCUUCUGCAACUAGAAGCCAAGCACUGAUCUUUUCCCACUGCCCCACCGUCUCCCAGAAAUGGAGAUCAAACAAAAAUGUGUGGCACUGACAAUUGCUUCUGAAAGUUCCUUGAACUGUUGGUUUUUGGAUCCUGUUUUUGCAUGAGCAAAGUAGCUUAGACAAUAAAACAGAUAACUUUUAUUACGGUCAAAGACCAGCGGCAGUGUAAAUGAUGAGCAGCUUUAAAUGGAGGAUAAAGAGCAUAAGAAGCUUAUGCAACAAAGCAGUCCUGAACCAGCAGGGCCUGUAAAAUGGUUUUUUUUUUUUACUCCCCCAUGCCUCAGGGAGCUAUACGAUACGGGACUUUUUUUUUUCUCGUGCAAAGAAGAGGUGGGCUGUCGGAGAUGAGGAAUUGGCUGUUGAGAAUGAGUACCGUAGAGAGAGACGCUGCUGUUCAGGUAGCAGAAAACGCCCCCUUUGCCCAGUGUGGGUCAGAGACACCACGUCCUACUGGCUUUCCUGCCUGUGCACAGACGAGGCAAGAUGAGAGCCUGAUACGAAGCUGUCCACUUCCACACGCAGCCCAGACCUCAGCACUGGGGACAUCUUUUAAUCACCACCAGGCUCAGAGCAUGAUAUGCUGAGACCCUAAGCUAGGUACUAUAUCGGGCAGCAGCGCUCUAGGAAGAUGCUGGAAGGCAUCAUCUCAGACUGAGCAGGAGGAGGCAAUGGUCAACCCCUCCUGUAUUCUGCCAAAGAAAACCACAGGGCUCUGUGGGCUCCAGGAGUCGAAAUCGACUUGACGGCACACUUUGCUUUACCAUAAGACCAGCUCUCCUCCCCGCAGCUCCUUCCCUUGACAUUAUCUCAUAAACAUGAUGGCAGCUUGUUUGUGCCUCUCGAUGUAUUUGACCUUGAUCCGGGGGCUGGAGAGUAUUCUGAGGGUACAAGUUGAGCAAGGAGAGGGUCAGAGGAAGCCUCUGCAUGAUGUAUUAUAUGUUCCCUCUCCAGAGAUGCUGCCUGCAUAUCUGGAACCAACUUAGCUCCACCCUCUGACCCUAUUGCUUCCUUGCUGCAGGCAGGAUAGGUCCCUUUCUAGGCAUCUUCUAAGAAACUCCCUCUCCUAAUAACCUUUGCAAGAUAUGUACAUACCAAGGUGUUAGCAUGGUGCUGAGGUAUUAAUGAAUAAUUGUCUCCUGAAAAGGUGAUGGCAUGCAAAUAUUGCAGCCCCUGAACGCUCUAUGGGAAAAUAAACCUUGGAUUUGGACUGACCGA
Molecule: messenger RNA, 4533 nt
Organism: Hemicordylus capensis (graceful crag lizard)
Lineage: Eukaryota; Metazoa; Chordata; Lepidosauria; Squamata; Cordylidae
Gene: SLC2A11
Product: solute carrier family 2 member 11
Exons: 13
Coding region: 773-2152 (459 amino acids)
Biological process (GO): monosaccharide transmembrane transport
Cellular component (GO): membrane
Molecular function (GO): hexose transmembrane transporter activity
Source: RefSeq, a predicted model, not a curated record